AUAAUAAUAAUGUCAAUGGUACCACUGUAGUAUACAGUGCGUUUGCAGUAGUAGUUGUAACGCGAUGACACUGCGUAUACAGCACGCUGUAGAUAAUAAUAGUAGCGCGUGACCACGAGCGCCAAUAGCAUAUCAUUUAUUAUGACUUCCUCUGUUCGCCGAGAGAACGCGCCGGUUUUGCGCAUGCGGACUGACGGCUGUUCGCUCGCCAAGGCUCUACAGUCUAUUUCCCCCUCCAAGAUGCCUGGUCGUCACGUCCUCCCACCGGGAGCUAUGGGUAGGUGACGCGAGAGGCGUUUUCUCUCGGCGAACGGAGUAUACGUAUAUAAAUAACUUUUAAUAUGCCCGUGCAGAAAUUGUGCUGUUAUAUAAAAUAACAGAACAAAUCCACAAUAAUAAUAAAUAUAUAUGUUAGACAUCCGGCGUGUGCAAAAGCGUGUGACAAUCUCACGCUUGGCCUAACCGCAAGACGCCCGUGUACGGUUGUCCAAAACUAUAGGAGGGAUAGGGACUGACCCUACGAGAUACGCUGAUGGACAAGCGUUCAUCAGACGAGCAACCAGCCACCAUCAGAGCGGUCACUAAAGCUUAAAGUCACAACUCGCUAUAGCUACACAGUUUAAAUUAAAUUAGUUAAUUGGACAAUAAACUCGUAUAAUAUAAUACCAUCAUCAUUGUAAAUUAUUUCAAAACACCUUUCAUUUCAAAUAGAACGAGUUAAGCACGUUACAAAUGUAUAAAAAAUACCCCAAGUCCACAUGGUUUGUCGUUGUAAAUGAAUUUUGUGAACGAUUUACCUACUUUGGAUUCAAAACCGUUUUGAUUUUAUACUUGACAAGAAUAUUGCAGUUCAAUGGUGACGAGUCAACGAUAAUAUAUCACAGUUUCAUAUUUCUUGCGUGUUUCAUGGCAGUGCCAUGUGCGAUCUUGGGAGACUCUUAUUGGGGAAAAUUCAAAGCAUUAACUUGUUUGUCAUUUGUCUACGUUUUGGGAUGCGUAGUGCUCACCAGCGCAUCAAUUGCAGAUAUGUUCAGCCUCGACGUUCAAAAAAUCCUUGCUUUCCUCGGGUUAUUUUUGAUAUUCGUUGGUACGGGAGGAGUAAAACCGUGCAUUUUUGCAUUCGGUGGAGAUCAAUUUCAAUUGCCUCAACAAGAAAAACAUAUACAACACUUCGCUACCAUGUUCACGUUGGCCAUAUACACUGGAUCGUUGAUCUCGACGUGUUUGAUGCCCGAGUUGAGACACAGCAUACAUUGUUUUGGGAGAGACACGUGCUUUCCGCUGGCUUUCGGUGUUCUGACCUUUAUGAUGUUGACUGCCUUAGUAAUUCUCCUAUCUGGAAAAAACAUGUAUGUGAAGAAAAAACCAGAAAAUAACAUCUUAACCAGGACAUUCGGUUGUAUUUUUUACGCACUGAGAACGAAGAUUACUUCGGCUGCUCCAUGCAAAACCCACUGGUUAGAUAACGCAAAGGGAAAGUUCACAGAAUCAGAGAUAUCAGACACAAGAUCUAUCCUAGAUGUGAUUUGCGUAUUCACAGCGUAUCCUAUUUUUUGGUCACUGUACGAACAACCGGGUUCAAGGUGGACAUUACAAGCCACGCUGAUGAAUGGUCGCCUGGACUUCUUAAACUGGACAAUCAAACCAGAUCAAAUCCAGAUGUUAGUACCAUUAUUUGGAAUAAUCGUGCUCGUCCUCUUUGACAAAGUUUUGUAUCCGAUGUUUGCGGCGAUAGGCAUCCGUAAACCUUUACAAAUACUCACCUUUUGCGGUGUCCUGGCGGUCAUAGCAUUUGUGUUCGCGGCCCUUCUGCAAUUUAAAAUAGUUGGCAAUACAACUGAGAUACCAUCUGGCCAAGGACGGAUAUACAUCUAUAACGGAUUCGAUUGCCACGUGUUCGUGAAAUCAAAGUCGUUACACAUACAACAUCAAAUCGGUCCACUUGAUAUGUUCAACGUCAGUCAUUCAGUCGUUUCUCAGAAUGUCUCAGGAGACGUCGCGGUCGUCGGAAUCACAAUAGGUUUCGAAUCAAAGUGCAGUUUUGUGUCAGACAACUACGAGUUCAAUACCACUCUAACAAUAAUCGAAGGAAAAGAGAUUUCUUAUCAUUUGACCCGACUAAAUCCAAAUAUGAUUGCAUUAAAUCGUGUUGGUAUUCAUGACAGUUUAGUCAAAGAAAAGUUUGGGAACCCAAAUUAAGAAUUUUGAUCGAUCACACUUUUGAUUUCAACGAUAAUAUUACAUUGAACAAUGUAGAUCACAACUCGUUUACUUCAUACCCUCUAUCAUCGUUUCGUGGGAUGAACUU
Molecule: messenger RNA, 2308 nt
Organism: Acyrthosiphon pisum (pea aphid)
Lineage: Eukaryota; Metazoa; Arthropoda; Insecta; Hemiptera; Aphididae
Product: peptide transporter family 1
Exons: 11
Coding region: 733-2199 (488 amino acids)
Biological process (GO): transmembrane transport
Cellular component (GO): membrane
Molecular function (GO): transmembrane transporter activity
Source: RefSeq, a predicted model, not a curated record